CUGCAAGCAGCUCGGCCGCAUCCCCGCAACCCUCCGUGCUCGCUGACAUUGCCUGCGGCCUUCCAUGAUCUGUGAUGGGUUUUGUCACUAACAGGAAUCAUUGUUGUCAUGGGUUCUGCCUGCUGCGCAGCAGAGAGAGAUAGCAGAAUGGAGCAGAAGAGGCUGUUUAGACACUUUACUGUCGGUUCCUAUGAUAGCAUUGAUGCAUCCAGUCUCUCUCACAGCAGACAAGCCCAUUGAAGUGUUCACACCCACUUCUGCUUUCCCAGCGCUGCAGUACCUGGAGUCCGUCGAUGAGGGUGGUGUUGCUUGGCAGGCAGGGCUUCGCACAGGUGAUUUUCUCAUUGAGGUAAAUCAUGAAAAUGUGGUGAAGGUGGGUCACCGGCAGGUCGUGAACAUGAUCAGACAGGGAGGAAACUGCCUCGUUAUUAAGGUAGUGACAGUGAGCAGGAGUGUCGACCCAGAUUACAAAGCCCGUAAAAAAGCUCCUCCUCCUCCAAAGAGAGCACCAACAACUGCACUGUCAACGCGCACUAAAUCCAUGGCAUUGGAAAUGGAACAAUUAGAUAAAGUGGGUGAGACGGUGCAGUCACAGAAGCCAAGGCAUGAUAAAGCCACAGUGGACAAAGUUCCCUCAAUCAAGCCCAGCCCCACAAAAUCUGUGGAUUUUAAUACCAUGGAAAAGCAGGGAGUAACUGUAGUUCCCCAUACUGUUCCUGGAAGAUCCCAUGGGAGCUACAUUGGUGUGCCAAAAGGCACCAUGAGAAGACAAAAACCCAUUGGUAAUGCAGAAGAUGAGAAGACAUUCUUGAUACCUCCACUGCCCAAGUUUACCAGAAGCCUCUCUAUGCCUGAUAUAUCUGAGGAUAUUCCCCCACCUCCAGGCAUCUCUCCUCCAUCCCCACCUAACAACAUCAGUGCUCUCAUUAAACAAAGAUAUGAGCCCAACCACUCCAUUUACACACAGACCUCAACAGGCAAGGGGCAUACUCUGUACAGAGAGCAGCUAGGGUACCACCGGCAGAACUCUGAACAAUAUGACUUUCAGAAUGCUUCAGUAAUGCAGCAAAACAUGUGUGCACAUAACAAGGCCUCUGUCCCAGAGAACCCAUACUCAGAAGUAGGUACCAAACCUUUGUAUGUCCCAGCAAAACCAGCCCGCAGGAAGGGUGUGCUGGUAAAGCAGCCUAAUGUUGAGGAUAGCCCAGAGAAAACCUGCUCAAUCUUGAUACCGACAAUUAUUGUGAAAGAGCCUUCAACUAGCAGUAGUGGCAAAAGCAGCCAAGGGAGUAGCAUAGAAAUUGAGACUACCACCUCUGACCAACCAGCCCAACUUUGCCCUGAGGACAGUCUUGUGGUGAGCAACCUCUUUUCAGCUGCAAUUGCAGGAGCAGUACGUGACCGGGAGAAGCGACUUAAAGUAUGCAGGAACUCUCCAGCCCUCUUGUCAAUGGAUCUUGGAGACAAAGACUCAUCUGUCCCAACCCCCCAUUUGCGACAAACUAUGUCCAUAGAUGAAGGCAUGAUUGGUAAUGAUAAGAGUUUACAAAAGGUUUUGUCUCCACCCACAACUGUAUUAGGAGUCCAACAAAGUGGAGGUGGGGGCAACACAACUGACUUUAAUAUCUCUGAACUAAGAAAUGAGCCCCUUAUUACACACACAGAGAGCUGUCACAACGUGACAGGUCCCAUCAGCCUUCCUGCAUCAAAAACAUACAGUCUCAAUGAUCGAGGUUUCAGUAAACACCCAGUGACAGGAAAGAUGCAGGACAACUUAGCUCUGGGUCCAGCUGCCAGUGAUAGAGCUAUGAAUGAGCAAGUUCAACCCCCUCUUCCUCCAGCUCACAAAGCAGACCUAAACCAGCCACUCUUCAUAGACACCAAGCUACGGUCCAGUAUUGAAGCCAACUUCGCUGCAGCAGCUACAGUAGAUCAACAAAACGAAUGUGGUGGUUUGUUUAGACAACCAACAGAGUCCAAUCACGACACAGAGAAAGCAAACAAAUGUAGUCACCCCGAGCAGAUGAAGAACAUCCGUAACACAAUGCAACAGAAGUCAGCAGGGCUUCUCAUGUUCCACACAGUGGAUAAGACCAAAGCAAAUUUGAACAGUCAGUCUGAUGGGUUAAAGCAAGCAGAGUCACUUACUUUGGACAGAGAAAAUGCAAAACUCCCAGCCCCCAACUCUGAGCCACCUCCCCUGUCUCAUUCAAGGAAUGUCACCUUUUCCACCUCAGUGGAGGAGCCUGUCAAGUUUCCCUUCUGCAUACCUCCUCCCCCAUUGACCUUAUUGGAUAUUGAGGAGGAGUUGGACUUGGCAGAACCCUUACCGCCACCUCUGGAGUUUGCCAAUAGCAUUGAUAUUCCUGAGGAUCAUCUAGCAGAGAUUCUGAACCAGAAAAAGAAUAGUAUAACAGGAGGUCCUUUACCUCUUUAUCACUCCAAUGCCUCCAUGUCUGGCGUUGCUGAGUCCAAGUGUCUUUCAGGUCUCAUAAAUUGCAUGCUUUCUCACAGCUAUCUUCCACCACCUCCAGAGAGGUUUGAGCUGGUCACAGAUUUAAGCAUUGAGGAAGUAGACAGUCGAAGCAGUGGGGAUCCUCACUUUGAGGCCACCAGUACAAUUUCUACAGUGUCCAGUAUCUCUGCUCUUUCAUCAGAGGUAACUGAGGCCCUGGACACAUGUGUAGUCUAUACAAACAAACAGACUCUUUCGGUGGCCCGACCGCCUGUUCCACAAAAGCCAAAAAAGUCUAUAAUCAACAAAAGCAAUGCUCUUUACAGAGACACGUUGAUAAAGGAGAGCAUAGAGUCCUUCAGACAGCUACCGCCAGCCCCUCCACCACCUCUGGGUUGUGUACCACAACCUGAGCCUCACAAAACACUGGCUCAUCGAGACUCUAAACUGUGGGAGGAACCCCAUGAGCUCCAGAAUCCCUUAUCCAACCCACAUCGUAAAGCCGAUGUGAUCAGUGAGCUCAGCUCCAAACUACAGCAAAUGAACAAAGAUAGAUUUCCGAAACAGGAAGGGUCUUUCGACUCAGGAUCCAGAUCCACUGGAUCAAGCACUCUUGCAAAGCAUCAGCUUGAGGAGAAGCAAAAACUCCUUAGUCUGCUACAUCACAAACUGAAAACAGACGUCAUCACAAGAUGGAACAGCGCAUACGAGAUGCUUGAAAGAUUUCUUGAGCAACAACCCGCUAUCUGUGCCGCAUUACUAUCACCUGUAUUGAUCCAGGAUAUGAAAGAUAACACUGAAGAGACAUCAGUGAUCAGGGAGAUAAAGAGGGUCAUCAAUGAGGACCUCAGCAAAAUGUACACCACUGAGCAGGAGACCAGUCUUCUUCACAAAGAGGAGAGAGAGGAAAUGUACAGAAGAGUGAUUGCUGAGGCUUCAUCAUCACAAGAGCAAGUAGAUGGUGCAAAAGUGUAUGAAAAUCCAGAUGACAGCACAGUGAAAGAAGCCAACAGUCCACAACCUGAAAUCACAGGGAAGCAAGAUCAAUGUCCUUCUGUUUCCAAAUGGAGGGCUUCAUCUUUGCUACAGAGUCUGCUGGGACAGACCUUCUCUGAUGCUUCAGUUCCACUGCAUCAUCAGUCAGUCUAUGCCAGACCUGAAGAGGAGAUGGCCAAAUAUCGGAGUACCCCACCAUUCUCUCUAUCUGAGGACCCCCUCAACUGGUGGCAUGCCAACAAGGUGACAUUUCCUUUGCUCUCCAAGUUGGCAAAGAGAGAAUGUGCGGCUCAAUCCUCAGGUACCAAAUGCAGCACCACAAUGACUUCUUGUGCUGUACCCUCAACACCAGUGAGCUGUUUGCCCACUCAGAAUUCCAGUCCAGCAUCGUCUCCUGCUGAAUCUGGUCCUGCCUCUGGCUGCAGCUCCUCUCUGCCAGCAUCUGCAACCACCCCCACAUUAACAGAUGUGUUCAGCCUCCUAACUUCACCCACUGUAAAAGCAGAGCAAUGUUACAGCCUCAGUUCCUUCAGCAGUGGCUCACUGUCCCCCCUCACACAGUUUCAGGCUGCUGUCGAAAAACCCUUUACUGGCAAGCCUGUCCUGCUCUGGACCAAGCACGAUGUAGCCGACUGGCUUGAAAGCCUCAACUUGGCAGAACAUAGGAAGGCCUUCUUGGACAAUGAGAUUGAAGGUACCCACCUUCCCAACCUCCUAAAAGAAGACCUUGUAGACUUAGGUGUUGCCCGAGUAGGUCACCGCAUGAACAUUGAGAGGGCUCUUAAACAUUUAAUGGACAGAUAA
Molecule: messenger RNA, 4255 nt
Organism: Myxocyprinus asiaticus (Chinese sucker)
Lineage: Eukaryota; Metazoa; Chordata; Actinopteri; Cypriniformes; Catostomidae
Gene: shank2a
Product: SH3 and multiple ankyrin repeat domains 2a
Exons: 13
Coding region: 191-4255 (1354 amino acids)
Cellular component (GO): postsynaptic membrane; postsynaptic density; dendritic spine
Molecular function (GO): ionotropic glutamate receptor binding; synaptic receptor adaptor activity; protein dimerization activity
Source: RefSeq, a predicted model, not a curated record